AUGAUUGAAGAUAGUGGGAAAAGAGGAAAUACCAUGGCAGAAAGAAGACAGCUGUUUGCAGAGAUGAGGGCUCAAGAUCUGGAUCGUAUCCGACUCUCCACCUACAGAACAGCAUGCAAGCUUAGGUUUGUUCAGAAGAAAUGCAACUUGCACCUGGUGGACAUUUGGAACGUCAUAGAAGCAUUGCGGGAAAAUGCUCUGAACAACCUGGACCCGAACAUAGAACUCAGUGUGGCCCGCUUGGAGGCUGUGCUAUCCACCAUUUUCUACCAGCUCAACAAACGGAUGCCAACCACUCACCAAAUCCAAGUGGAGCAGUCCAUCAGCCUCCUGCUUAACUUCCUGCUGGCAGCCUUUGAUCCGGAAGGCCAUGGUAAAAUUUCAGUAUUUGCUGUCAAAAUGGCUUUAGCCACAUUGUGUGGAGGGAAGAUCAUGGACAAAUUAAGAUAUAUUUUCUCCAUGAUUUCUGACUCCAGUGGGGUGAUGGUUUAUGGACGAUAUGAUCAGUUCCUGCGGGAAGUUCUCAAACUACCCACAGCCGUUUUUGAAGGUCCUUCAUUUGGUUACACAGAGCAGUCAGCGAGAUCCUGUUUCUCUCAACAGAAAAAAGUCACCUUAAAUGGUUUCUUGGACACGCUCAUGUCCGACCCUCCCCCCCAGUGUCUGGUCUGGCUGCCCCUUCUGCAUCGACUGGCGAAUGUGGAAAACGUCUUCCACCCGGUUGAGUGUUCCUACUGCCACAGUGAGAGUAUGAUGGGGUUCCGCUACCGGUGUCAACAGUGUCAUAACUACCAGCUCUGUCAGGACUGCUUCUGGAGGGGCCACGCCGGCGGCUCCCAUAGCAACCAGCACCAAAUGAAAGAGUACACGUCAUGGAAAUCCCCUGCUAAGAAGCUAACUAAUGCAUUAAGCAAGUCUCUGAGCUGUGCUUCCAGCCGUGAACCCUUGCACCCCAUGUUCCCUGACCAGCCUGAGAAGCCACUCAACUUGGCCCACAUUGUGCCGCCCAGACCUGUAACCAGCAUGAAUGACACCCUCUUCUCCCAUUCAGUCCCCUCCUCAGGAAGUCCUUUUAUUACCAGGAGGUUACCUGAGGGGAUAAGUGCAUCCAGCCCUGGGGCUGAGGAGCAUUCACUCAUAAAGCUGUAUGUAAAUCAGCUUGACCACAGCCCACGCUCUCCUCCCAAGGACAGUGAAGUAGAGCAGAACAAACUGCUGGCUAGGGCUGCUCCAGCUUUUCUGAAGGGCAAAGGGAUACAAUACAGCCUGAAUGUGGCAGACAGGCUAGCUGAUGAACAUGUUCUCAUCGGGUUGUAUGUCAACAGGCUCCGGAACAACCCAUCAUGUAUGCUUGAGAGUUCAAACCGGCUUGAUGAAGAACACAGGCUGAUCGCCAGGUACGCGGCCAGAUUGGCGGCAGAGUCCACUUCCUCGCAGCCGACUCAGCAGCGGAGUGCUCCUGACAUCUCCUUCACCAUUGAUGCAAACAAGCAGCAGAGGCAGCUGAUCGCAGAGCUAGAAAACAAGAACAGAGAAAUCUUACAGGAGAUCCAGAGGCUGCGGCUAGAGCAUGAACAAGCCUCUCAGCCCACCCCAGAGAAGGCGCAGCAAAACCCCACUCUGCUGGCCGAGCUCCGGCUCCUCAGACAGCGCAAGGAUGAGCUGGAACAGAGAAUGUCUGCUCUCCAGGAGAGCCGGAGAGAGCUAAUGGUCCAGUUAGAAGGCCUCAUGAAGCUACUAAAGACGCAGGGGGCAGGUUCUCCUCGCUCCUCCCCCAGCCACACCAUCAGCAGGCCCAUCCCCAUGCCGCCGGUGCGCUCCGCGUCCGCCUGCUCCAGCCCCUCGCACACGCCUCAGGACUCCCUCACCGGGGUCGGGGGAGACGUUCAGGAGGCCUUUGCGCAAAGUUCAAGAAGAAAUUUAAGGAAUGACUUACUAGUAGCAGCAGAUUCCAUCACUAACACCAUGUCCUCUCUCGUGAAAGAGCUGAAUUCUGAGGUGGGGAGUGAAACAGAGAGUAACGUGGAUUCUGAAUUUACACGGACUCAGUUUGAGGAUCUGGUUCCAUCGCCAACCUCUGAAAAGGCUUUUCUAGCGCAAAUCCACGCCCGAAAACCUGGGUUCCUCCACGGCGGCGCCACCCCCAGCACCAUGGGCAGUGACGUGGCCUCAGAAGAUGGGGACCCCUACGUGCGGCCAGAGGAUGAGAACUAUGAAAAUGACUCAGUCCGGCAGCUGGAGAACGAGCUCAAGAUGGAGGAGUAUCUGAAACAGAAGCUGCAGGAUGAAGCCUACCAGGUCAGCUUGCAAGGUUGA
Molecule: messenger RNA, 2316 nt
Organism: Neomonachus schauinslandi (Hawaiian monk seal)
Lineage: Eukaryota; Metazoa; Chordata; Mammalia; Carnivora; Phocidae
Gene: DTNA
Product: dystrobrevin alpha
Exons: 21
Coding region: 1-2316 (771 amino acids)
Biological process (GO): synaptic signaling
Cellular component (GO): plasma membrane; synapse
Molecular function (GO): zinc ion binding
Source: RefSeq, a predicted model, not a curated record